GAUCGUUAAACUACAAAACUUUCACAUAAUUAGCUAACUAGCUAUAUAUAUGUCCCGAAUUAUCCGUAAUUUAUCUGAUGCAAAUUUAAAGCCAUGGAAAAUAUUGAGGGAUUGGAAACUUUCGUGGGACGAUCUUUGCGUAUCAAGGAAAGAAAAAUCUACAAUGAUUCUAGAGUGGAUGAUGAAAUAGAGGGGAAAAGAAAGUUUGAUGUUGAAGAAAAAUUGCAUGAUGAAAAGUUUAAUCAAAAUCUAUCAGAUUUUAUCUUAGAGUUGUCUGGAAAGGAUUUUGACCUGAAGUAUAUCCAAGAGCAUGGCUUCAACACACCAAUUUUGUUUAAGAAAAAAGACGGUCUUGGAUUACGGAUGCCAGAUGCCGAACUGUUCACUGUAAACGAUGUUAAAAGUUAUGUCGGAGCUCGACGAAUGAUAGAUGUGUUUGAUUGUGAUACACAUCAGGCUGACCAAAUGAGUGUGCAUCACUGGAUACGGUAUUACACUGGCUCAGAACGAGAAAAAAUAUUAAACGUCACUAGCCUUGAAUUCAGUCACACUGGACUUGAUCGAAUUGUGGAAUGCCCAACAACGGUUACAAAAGAUUUAGAUUGGGUCCAGUUGGCUUGGCCUAAUCAUUUACUUGCAGAACAAAAGGAUACUACUAACACCAUUGAUAACAUGAAAUAUCCAAAAGUACGAAAAUACGUUCUGAUGAGUGUUGCUGGCUGCUACACAGAUUUCCAUAUCGAUUUUGGUGGUACUUCAGUUUGGUAUCAUGUCUUGAAAGGGGCAAAGGUCUUUUGGUUGAUCCCACCCAGUGAAAAAAAUUUGGAUAUCUAUGAGCGAUGGGUGUUGUCUAGUCGACAGCAAGAUGUAUUUUUGGGAGAUUUAGUUGACAACUGUUACAGGAUUCAUUUGGUGGCUGGUGAUACAUUUAUGAUUCCUACAGGUUGGAUUCAUAGCGUUUAUACUCCAGACGACUCGCUAGUAUUUGGUGGAAAUUACUUGCACAGUUUUAAUAUUGCGAUGCAGUUGAAAGCGUAUGAUAUAGAGGAGAAUACACAUGUGCCCAAACGGCUUCGCUAUCCAUUUUUUUCUGAAAUUCAUUGGUACAUAAUAAAGAGCUACGUUGACAUUCUCGAGAAAGAUUUAGAUGAGAGACGUAUGUUAGAAUUUGAAGAAGACAACGAUGAGGGCGCAUUCAAACUUGUCAAAGAUGAAAUCGACAGCGAGACUGAAAAAGUCCACGCAAAAUGGCAAUGUGUUUAUUUGACUGUAUAUGAACUGGAAGGCUUAAAGUUGCUUUGUGAACGAUUUCGUAGCUGGACUCAUGCGAAAACAAACUACCCGAAAGAUCUAACCGAAGAUGGAAUGGAGCUUUUGGAUCGGUUGGAGGAAGUGUUACAAUAUCAUGAGGAUGAUGAUCAGAUACUUGCAUGUAGAGGUAUCAAUUUCUUUCAGCAAAUGGAACUUAGAAAGGAAUCAAAAGUUCCGCCCACAUCUCCACUGAACACGGCACUUGAAAAACCGCCAAAAGAGACACCAACCCCUACUAGUAUUUCAAUCAAGAAAGAAGUCAUGGAUGAAGACGAAGAAACCAAACGGAAAAUCUCUUUCGAGCAUGAUCAAGAGAAAUCGACGGGCGUUAAAACGAAACCAAGAGUUUCGAAGCACGUAAAGAGAAAGAAAACGAUCAUACGGAGAGUGAGAUGUCAAACGUGCGAAGGUUGCGUUCAAGAAAACUGUGAUGUGUGUCGAUUUUGCUUGGACAUGCCAAAGAAUGGGGGAAUGGGUCGACUACGCAAGCCGUGCACCCAGCGAUUUUGCAAAAAUCCUCGUUUACCCAGCUAUGUGGUUUGUACUGUUUGUGACGAAAGCAAGACUGGUAGAGACGAAGUGUUAAUGGAGUGUAAUAUAUGUGGCGAAAUCGUGCAUCCGAUGUGUUUAACAAAAAGAGCACCGUGUAAGAUCUCAAAAAAAGUUAAUAACAGCUGGGAGUGUCCGAAAUGCUGUGAAGAUGAACAGGGUUCUGAGUUCUCAUUUAAUCUUUUGGGUGGUGUGAUAAGUGAACAUAAAAGAAAGUGGUUGGAAAAAGUUGGUAAGCCUGGUAUCGCUCCGGAAAAGAAAAGAGUUAACAAGGUUGAGAAUUUAAAAUCACUCAUCAAAAAUGUAAAAUUUCUCGACAAAGUGAAAAUAAAAGACGCCUUAAAAGCAUCCAAUGAAAAGGAAAAUGAAAAAAGAAUAAAAGAAAAAGUUUCACACUCGGAUGACAGCGAUGAUGAACCUCUUAUUAAGAAAAAGAAAACGAAGGUCGACAGUACGACUGUACUCACUAAUGGUCAUACACCACUCGAAGAAAUCAAACCUAUAGCAGUUAUAAGGCCCGGUCCAAUCGAAUCCCCGUACGUUUGUCUGCACUCGAACAACGACCGACAUGUAUUGCAAGGCAGCAUAUGGCGUCAAGUCUACACCUACCUAAAUAAAAAAGAUAUACUAUGUUGCAUGUUAGUUUGUAAAGCGUGGAACCAAUGGUGUAUUGAUAGUAAAUUGUGGGGGAAAAUUACCGUUUCAAAUAAAAUAAUAACACAAUCAAUGUUGAAAGGUAUUGUUCGCCGACAACCAAUAGAUUUAAACAUGUCGAGCACAAGUAUUAACGGAAAACAAUUAGAGUGGUUAUUAAAACGUUUACCGCGUCUACAAAGCCUUGACCUAAGUUUAAGUACAGCUUUUGCGGUGUCAGCAAUUAUGCGCGUGACUUGUCCUCCUUUGACGUCAUUAAAGUUGUCAUGGUGUGACGCUAUUUAUGACAGAUUCAUCACACAAAUUUUUGCACCCAUCAAAACAACCAUGGGCGACGUCGUGCCUAUAAGCCGUCUUCAUUUUUUAGAGCAUUUAGACUUAACAGGUUGCGAUAUUUCUGACGAAACUGUUCAUUAUGUUUUCACGACACUGACGUUAUUACGUACGUUGGACGUCAGUCAUUGUGUGAGAGUGUCGGCGUCGUGUUUAGAUAUUUUAUUAAAACAUGAUGCCGUGUGUAAAGACACGCUGCAGAAGUUUGUAUGUGUUGGAUGUCCAUUGGUUACAGAGCAGUGCGUGAAAAAAUUUCAGGAUAAAAUUAGGGUACCGAAAAUCAUUAUGACGUAGCGAUUUUUUGGGUCUAUUCGAACGGCGGUAGAUAUAUAAUGUCCUAUUUUUGAAGAAUUCUUUAAAAUUAAAGUGAAAGCUUGCUUCUUAAGGUGUCUUGUUAUAUAUGCCAGUUCUUAAGUCGCUUUUUUAAUGAAAACCCAGGGUCAACAUGCACUAAACACUCAACCCUGAUCUGCGUAAAAGUUUUUCCCAGAAAAGGGAUGUUAACAAAAUAAUUUUGAUUUAUGAUCUAAAACUAUUGUCUGGUCUUUGUUUUUACCCGUGCUUUUAUGUUUUGGUGCCUUAUAAUUUUGUCGGAAUUUUUUAAAGUUUCCCUCCGCCUGCUAUAGAAUAAAUCAGCAUUUGGAGAAGUAGAACUGACCAAAGAUGUGUAUAUAUUUUUCGGUGAUCAAACUUGAAAAUAGCACCGUGGAACCGAAGGGAUUUAUUAUUUUGCGUGGCCAUUUGUUUGUAGAUAUUCUGUUUGAAUGUAGCCACGAGAGGAGCUCUGAGCGAAGUGACAACGAAAAGACUGGAGUGUAUUAUGAAGUUGAUUUGUGAAUAGGUCUCGUAUUCAUGUGGCCUUAUUUGUUUAGCCUCGCACUUAGCUAUGUAGGUUUUUUUUUAGAUUUUACGAAUUACGUAUGUCAAUGCUUUUAUUUAUAUGUAACUGUUCUCCUUUGCGGUGUUAAAUUAUAUACAGGAGAUAUAAAAUAUGUGUAAUAUACUAUGAAGUAUUUAU
This is a messenger RNA of Hydractinia symbiolongicarpus, 3865 nucleotides long. RefSeq names its product lysine-specific demethylase 2A-like. The transcript is spliced from 18 exons. Gene Ontology annotation, biological process: regulation of transcription by RNA polymerase II; protein demethylation. The coding region runs from base 94 to 3141 and encodes 1015 amino acids. Gene Ontology annotation, molecular function: histone demethylase activity; zinc ion binding; protein binding. The record is from RefSeq and is a predicted model, not a curated record. Lineage: Eukaryota; Metazoa; Cnidaria; Hydrozoa; Anthoathecata; Hydractiniidae.